Messenger RNA from Laetiporus sulphureus 93-53, 1874 nucleotides. RefSeq names its product glycoside hydrolase family 28 protein. The record is from RefSeq and is a predicted model, not a curated record. Gene Ontology annotation, molecular function: polygalacturonase activity. Gene Ontology annotation, biological process: carbohydrate metabolic process. NCBI's taxonomy places the organism in Eukaryota, Fungi, Basidiomycota, Agaricomycetes, Polyporales, Laetiporaceae. The coding region runs from base 453 to 1739 and encodes 428 amino acids. The transcript has 16 exons.
CUUCUGUGACGUUCAUUGUCAAUUUUACGAGGGAACGGAAUAGCAAGAAAGCUCCUCACUACGAUACUCAUCCAUGAAUCUGGCGAUCAUGUCCAAUGACGGAGUCGGUGGAUAUGGCCGCGAAGUUUGCUGGAAACAGACAUACCCUCGUGAUCAUCGAUUCAUCCCUCAUGGUCAUUCUUCGAAGCUGCGGGUGCAGGGAUAAAUGGCUACAUUCCCAUCCGACUGGAAGAUCCAUUGUUCCCGGGUCAGUCAUCGGAUCGGAAACGCGGGCAGGAUGGUCGCCACCGGGCCGCCACAUACAUGAUCGAGUCGUAGUCAUGGUGUAAAGGCUCUCAUGACUAUCUUCUGGCCGUCCAUGGCAUUCGUUAUGCGUGCUCCGUGCGCCAGAUAUAAAGCGUGGAUACAGGACAGACUCUCACCCCAUAUCUUGUGCGCGUCGAGGUAGCAAGAUGUUACGUGUUCUUUGGCCCGGGCUGUUGGUGAGCUUGCUCAUCUUGACAGCUAUCGCCACAAAAGUCUCGCGUGGGAGGAAUAGCACAUGUAUCCUCGAGCCCCUUGGCGAUGGGCAAGACGAUACUGAUCAGAUUGAGGCUGCCAUCAUGGAAUGCGGCCAAUAUGGUAGUACAAUUUUUGCUCCUGGAGUCUACAAUGUGACCAGGAAAAUGACCUGGAACCUCACAGAGUCUAGGAUUGACCUGCAUGGUUAUCUCAACUUUACUGCAAACCUCCCAUAUUGGAUGGACCCGGAGAACACCUACAGAGUUAUCUUUAUCCAGAGUCAAGCCUCUUGGUUCGUCAUUACCGGUAGCGACUUCAUCAUUGACGCACACAAUACCGGCGGAAUCAUCGGCAACGGCCAGUAUUGGUGGAACUGGUACGGCCUUGACACUCGCUAUGAUGGUGAUGGACGGCCUGUGUCCCUCACAGUGUAUCGGGCGAAGCGAGGGACUGUCGCGAACUUCCGGAUUGAAGGCCAGCCCUUCUGGUGCAAUGCUAUUGCUGAAUCGCAGGACUUCGUCUAUGAUGGAAUGUACUGCAAUGCCACAAACACGAAUCCCCACUAUUUUUAUCAAAAUGCGGUACCGAACACCGACGGUAUUGACACUUUCCGUUCCGACAACAUUAUCAUGCGCAACUGGGAUAUCACAUUAGGAGAUGACUGUCUAGCAAUCAAAGGCAAUUCUACCAAUAUAUAUGCCCAAAACAUCACCUGCCGCGGUGGAAACGGGAUUGCGUUUGGAUCAUUAGGUCAAUACCGCGACCUCUUUGACCAUGUCGAGAACGUUACUAUGGAAGACUUACAUAUGGUGCACCUCGACUCGAAAGUUCAGCCAAAUAUGGGUAGCGGGGCAUACUUCAAGUCAUGGACUGGAACGACGAUCGGUUUUCCGCCAAUUGAUGGAGGAGGAGGCCUCGGUCUGGUUACCAACAUCACGAUUCGCAACAUGGUGCUGGAUAACGUCAGUCUGCCGAUGCAUAUCUACCAGACGAAUGGAGGCCUUCCCGGAGAUGCGCCUUCGAAGCUACAGUUCGCCAAUAUAACAUUCUCAAACUGGACAGGGACCUCGUCCGGCAACGUCGUUGUGGAUUUCGAAUGCAGUCCCGCCGCGCCGUGCCCCGGGAUGGCGUUCCAGGAUAUUAACAUCACUGUGCCCAGCGGCGAGCCAGAAUAUGUGUGCUUGAAUGUCACGAGUGAGACGGGACUACCAGGAUGCAAUGCUACGGUGCAAUCGUGAGCAGCAUGAGUUUUGGGGAGGAUGGGUGAUGUUGGGACGCGCUUUUCAAGUAGUUGCACGUCUCGGGAAACAAAGAAUCCGUUGCUGCCGCUGUAAGGGUGCAGAUAGCAUUGAAUGAUCAUUUUGCAAUGGCAG